Larimichthys crocea (large yellow croaker) is the source of this 4541-nucleotide messenger RNA. It is a transcript of the gene stim1a, whose product is annotated as stromal interaction molecule 1a. The transcript has 13 exons. Gene Ontology annotation, molecular function: calcium channel regulator activity; calcium ion binding; protein binding. The coding region runs from base 280 to 2304 and encodes 674 amino acids. Gene Ontology annotation, biological process: store-operated calcium entry; activation of store-operated calcium channel activity; intracellular calcium ion homeostasis. NCBI's taxonomy places the organism in Eukaryota, Metazoa, Chordata, Actinopteri, Sciaenidae. The record is from RefSeq and is a predicted model, not a curated record. Gene Ontology annotation, cellular component: plasma membrane; endoplasmic reticulum.
GACACUCGGCGAUGCUAACCAGGCACUCCGUCGUGUAGAGAGGACCAGCCCCGCUGUCUGUCCACAUUCUGCGGCUUUUCUCGGUUCAGUCUCGGUCGUCGUCGUCGUAGUCGGCGGCGGUGGUGGAGGAGGGAAAGAGACCGAGACCUUUUCUUUUUUUUAAAACAGGAGGAGGUGGAGUUUUUCCAACCGCGCUUCAACAACUCCAGGUGACCAGGCAUCUGCUGCAAUGUUAACCCAGAGCUGAGGCGACAGAUUACCUGACAGCAUACACCAGUCAUGGAGUUCAACAAAUUGGUGACCCUGUGGAUAUUCUGCUUGUGUUUCAUUGGAGAAAGCUUCACCGAAAAGCCGAGUUCACCUACAUCAGACAGUCAGACUGCUGAAAACGGGCGAGAUUUUUGUCGCAUCGAUGAGCUACUAUGCAAGGAUGAGAACGCCAUUCUCAGCUACGAGGCCAUCCGUAGUAUCCACAAGCAGAUGGAUGAUGACGCAAACGGCAAUGUAGACGUGGUGGAGACAGACGGCUUCCUGAGAGAAGAUCUAAACUACCAUGACCCCAAGGCCAAGCAUAACAGCUUCCACGGGGACGACCAGUUCAUCAGUGUGGAGGAUUUGUGGAACGCAUGGAGGGGCUCUGAAGUGUAUAACUGGACAGUGGAUGAGGUGGUGGAAUGGCUCAUCACUUAUGUGGAACUGCCACAAUAUGUGGAUGCAUUUCGCAAGAUGAAUUUUAAUGGAAGCGCCAUGCCAAGGUUCGCUGUAAAGAACACCACUCUGACACUCUCCAUACUGAAGAUUCUGGAUCGCAGCCACGUGCAAAAGUUGCAGCUGAAAUCUUUGGACACCGUUCUGUUUGGAGCCCCCCUGAUGAAUAGACAUAACCACCUGAAGGACUUCAUGCUGGUAGUGUCAAUAGUCAUCGGCAUGGGUGGCUGCUGGUUUGCCUACAUCCAGAACCGUUACUCCAAGGACCACAUGAAGAAGAUGAUGAAAGACCUGGAGGGCCUGCAGAGAGCCGAGCAGAGUCUGCAUGACCUACAACAGAAGCUGCAGAUCGCCCAGGAGGAGCACCGCACAGUCGAGGUAGAGAAGGUGAACCUGGAGCAGAAGCUGAGGGAUGAGAUCAACACAGCCAAGCAGGAGGCCCAACGACUGAGGGAGCUGCGAGAGGGCACAGAAAAUGAACUGAGUCGCCAGAAGUACGCCGAAGAAGAGCUGGAACAGGUGCGCAUGGCAUUGAAGAAAGCAGAGAAGGAGUUGGAGUCUCGUUGUAGCUGGUCACCUCCAGAGUCUCUCCAGAAGUGGCUGCAGCUCACCCAUGAGGUGGAAGUGCAGUACUACAACAUCAAGAAGCAAAAUGCUGAACGGCAGCUCCAAGUGGCGAAAGAAGGGGCAGAGAAGAUAAAGAAAAAGAGGAAUACUCUCUUUGGGACUUUCCACGUGGCUCACAGCUCCUCUUUGGAUGAUGUGGACCACAAAAUACUGGCAGCAAAACAAGCUCUGGGUGAGGUGACGGCCGCUCUGCGGGAGAGGCUUCAUCGCUGGCAGCAGAUAGAGCUCCUCACAGGUUUUACCAUCGUCAACAACCCAGGCAUCCCUUCUCUGGCCUCAUCCCUCAACCUUGAUCCCACCUUCAUGGGCGGCAGAGCUACACCUCAGCACUUCAUCAUGUCUGACGACAUGGACGACAUGGACGAGGAUAUCGUGCCUGGAACUCUGCAAUCUCCCAGUAUGAUGUCCCUGCGUCAACGCCACAUUGACCCCCAGCUGGCCAUGGGCUCCCAGAGGGACCUAAAUCGCUCCGACUCCGACUCCUCCCUGUCCCUCUCCCAAGUUGGCGAUCGACUAUCUGCCUACAGCUCCAAAGGCCACCUAAUCAAGCCCACCUCUCUCAUGCACAGCCUCUCUGGCCGUGCAGAUGAUGCUAUCUCACUGCAUGCUCACACCCCCAACGGAGGGAACCGCAUCCAUGAAGCCAGCGCUGCAGAGACCACCCCCGACAGCCCCAUACUCAUGAAGAACGUGUACGGCAUGGAGAAAUCGCCCAGCCUGGGAGAGAUGAACAGCCUGUCAGAGUCUUCCCGCUCCCUCAGCCCCAAUUCCACUGAACCCGACACACCGUCACCUACAGGAGGAGGGCAACCGGGGGCCGUCGGGGCAAAGGGCAAUACCCGCAUCCCACAGCUGUCCUCCAAGAAGAGCCCCCUGGAGGAGGACAGUGGCUCUACAGGAGAAGACACAGAUUCCACUGCCAGCCGCAAGAAACACACCUUCAAGAUCUUCAAGAAACAGAAAAAAUAAGGGCUACAUGAACUACAGGCUGUCAAAGCUGACUGUAUUCCUCUGGUCUGUUUUUGGAGAAAAAAAAAAAAGGUUUUUGGGGUUCAUUGAUGGCACAAGUUGUUGCCGUUGCAUUUUUUGUAGGUACAACACCUACGCCGAGAAACUGGACUGUGGGAGCAACCAGCUGUUGAGUUUUAUCUGCUUAUUUGGUCAAUGUUGAAUAUGUGGGGAGUGGGUAGGUUUGUAUAUUGGAAUGUAAAGUAUUAUUUAUUCUGCAGGAAAUUGUGCCAGUCUCAAAGGGAAAUGUGUCUCCCAAGUGGGUUUUUCUUUCUUGUUCUACAAUCUAUAACAUUUUGCAUGUCUUCACUUUUGUUUGACUGAUAUUCGAAUGCUCUUAGUGUUUGCUUGGUUCUUGUCGUUAACCUGCUUAGACAACACUUGAUGUUUCUUUUAUUACUACCUAACCACCUAGCCUACAAAUCCAAAGUGAAUGCGCGCACCUUUUUUCACUACUUUGUACUUUGUUCUUAUUGAUGGUUACAAGUUUUUCUGUCUUUUGUUGUCUUUUUCUUCUUGGCAGAGCAAAUGACACAGAGGAUCCUCAAACAGAUAUAUAGUCAUAAAAAGCUUAGGCUAUUAUAUUAGUGACUCAAAUUUCCCUUUUGACUGUUAAAAAAAGUGUUGUUUGAGCACAGUACAGCAACAGUAGCUAUUUGAUUUAACUCAUAUACUCUCUAUAAGUGGAAAAACAAUGUGGAUUAAAAAGGUUUAAUAAGAAUUUGAAACCUGAUAAAAGUUCAGUCUCUCCACAAAACUAUGAUAUGACCCAUCUAAUUGCAGCUUUUGCAUUAUUUUUAGGGUUGAGUGCAUGUGAGCAUGUGCGAGAGAGGUGCUUUGCUAAAAAUGUCCAGCUUUUAAACGAUGCCAACAAGUUGAACAAGUGUUAUAAAAUCAUGAUUAAUGUCCUUUUAGUGUAAUUAGGUAGAAAUUUUACCAACGAGAAUUACCAAAAUGGUCAAAAGAACAGUCUGAAAAUAUCAGAGACUGUAUGGCAAUGAGUUUUUAUCUGACUGUGUAUCAAAAAUGUGGAUACACUUUAUCCAAAGUGUGCAGUAAAGAAGGUGAGAAACGACAUAUUAAUCAAAGAUGUUGACACUUUUUGUUUUUAAAGGUGUUACUGUUAAUAAAUUGGAUGUUGGAUGAAUGAGAUCCAACACCGAACAGGGUGUAAGUUUAACUCUCGGUUCCUCCUAUCCUCUGUCUUAUUGUUUGUUGUUUUACUGAUUUAUUUAGGUGGUCAAUGGCUGCAGUUUGUCAGUGAGGGAUGGGUGCUGGUAAGGGCUAUAAGUUACAAGGCAAAAAAAUCAUUUGCUCUGUAUAAGAUGAGAAAUUUCAAGUUGUAACCGCUUUGUAAUCCACCAGUCAAAGUGCCAAAUCACUAUUUCUGUCAGAGGCCUUUGUAUUUGUAGAGUGUUUGGCCCUUUGUGCCCCUUUGACACAGAACAUACAGCCACGUGAUAUAUGUACACAGUGUGUGAUGUAUAUCCUGAGGUUAAAUACUGAAUGUCCAAGGUUAUCGUUACUGUAACAGUAUCCUCAAUCCAGUAUGUUUACAUUUGUUACAGAUCCUCUGAUUACAACCAAGAACAUUGUGCCAGUUUUAAUAUUGACGGCUUCGUACGAGCACAGAACUAUGCAUCAGUAGUUUGUAGGUGAUUACUAAAGUAGUAAGUAGAAAGGACACCUAGGGCGUUCCUGACCAAUGAACAACCAAAAAGUGCUGCAAAAGACACAGUCGGCCUCCCCCAGCCUCAUAAUGUAACAGGUGGUUUGGAUGUAUUAGACAUGUUUUGCUUUAGAAACCAGUUCAAAAUAUAUAUAUCGAUUUCCUACUGGUACUUUUUUAAAAGUGUCAUUUGUACCUUUUUUGCACGACAGAGCUGUAAAUGUAUUACGCCAUCAGGAUGAGUGCGAGUGUGUGUGUAUGUGUGUGUGUGUGUGUGUCCGUCUGCUCCCAGUACACUGUAAUGUUGAUGCAUGUCAACUGCUGUAACGAAACCUAUAUUGGGUUAAAGAGUGGAUCAGCUUAAGCUCCUUACUCCCCACCCUACUUUUUCUUUCUCUUUCUUUUGGGCUUCUAUUUAUGAAUACAUACAGUAUAUUUGUACAGAGAAAAUGAUAAUUUUGCAUCUUCUGUGAUGGUCUAGACUUUUAUGGCACUCCUGCAUGAUAGCAAUAAACUAUUUUGAAUGAAA